AUGAGGGGCGCCGUCAUCGUCUUGGGUGCUGGAACAGACAGUGUAAAUGGAGCCUACGCCGCGAGCUCGCCGCAUGAAAGCCACAGCUGGGUGGACGAAGCCAGAGGCUACUACAUCCUUUCCCCUGCUACCGAGGGUACACAAGUGGGCCUCAUCGAUCUCUACUACAACAAGGACAGCGGUGGCUGGAAGAUUUCCGUUGAUGGCCACGAGCACUACCACGCAGACUGCCUCACGGGCCCCUGGACAGUGUACAACCGCGGCGAGCUGCCUCCACCGACUGUUCAGGGACCAGAUACUUGCAGCACCCCGGCGCCUACGCUGGCACCGACAGCACCUACGUCGGGAAGCCUCGGCUCGGUCCUCUCCUACACUGCGCUCGGCGUGGUCGCAUCCACCCUCUGA
Molecule: messenger RNA, 405 nt
Organism: Symbiodinium necroappetens
Lineage: Eukaryota; Dinophyceae; Suessiales; Symbiodiniaceae
Source: the annotation of a GenBank genome assembly